Messenger RNA from Coccinella septempunctata (seven-spotted ladybird), 1822 nucleotides. RefSeq lists its product as uncharacterized. The record is from RefSeq and is a predicted model, not a curated record. The transcript has 2 exons. NCBI's taxonomy places the organism in Eukaryota, Metazoa, Arthropoda, Insecta, Coleoptera, Coccinellidae. Bases 332 to 1822 code for a protein of 496 amino acids.
GCAGAACGUAUAGAAUAAAUGAUUUUGUUGAGCAGUUUAGCUUGUUUCGGGAUUGUGUCACGGAGGCGACGAAGAAUUCGCGCAUUCUAAGUUUUCGAUUGACUGGCGCUGGAGGUAACUCGCUACAGCCAUUUUAGAGUGUGCAAAUUUUUCGUUACCGAGAUAAUUUGUUGUUCUAGGUGUAGUUUGUUGCGUUCAGCUCUAGAACAACCACAAGUGGCAUUCAUAUUGUAAAAGAAUAAAGCCUAGUAAGGGAGGAAUACGAUUUUCUUUCAUCCCCAUCAACCCUUUACAACUUGGCGCCCAACGUGGGGCUAGGCUUCUUCACAAAAUGCCACUGCAACAUUCACCGCAACAAAAAGAAGAUCAGAAAGGCGGAUAUAAUUUGAGAAAUCGUUCUAAAAGUUUCAACAAUAUUUUGGAGGAAAAUCGGACAGGGGCUGUGAAGAAAACAAGGGUAGUAUCAUCGAGGAGCGACGUAAGUCCAGAGAACACAUUGGAGCGAGAGAGAGGUAAUUCUUCUCCAUAUGCAAGACAAAGAAGGAACAUGCCAUUUUUGUCUGAGACUCACACAGUGGGUGACGAAGUUGAUAAAUUAGACGAUAAGAUUCCAAGACAAAAUUAUGAUGCGGAUUUAUCUCUCGCAUAUGUGUGUGAUGCUGAUAAAAACCAAUAUAAACAAAUAUCGCAACCGAUGGGUAUUGCGGAAGAUUUUAAUUUUCAGAAGAGAUUGUCCACAUAUGAUGCGCGAGAUAGGUCAGUAAAUAAUGAAUUGUUUAUUCAGGAUAGUAAAAUAAGACAUAAUGAAAUGAAAACUUCGAAUCCGAAUGAGAGAACAGUUAUGGAUAUGGAUGAAAUAUUCAAUUACACACUUUAUAAUGUACCUAAGGUUUCUUCACAGGGUCAAUCAUUUAAUAAUUUAGUCAAUGAUAGUAAAAAAAAUCACAAUCGAAUGAUGAAAGAUUCUUAUAGUCAAUCACCAAAUGGAAAAGAUCAAUAUAAAAAUAAUGUACAAAAUAUAGUAAAACAAGGAGACAAUUUAGAACAUUUAUUAAAGCAGGUCAUAUCGACAAUGAAUCAAAUUAAUUUAAAUGUCAAUAGAGAUAAUCAACAAGAUGUUUAUAAUAUUCCACGUAAUAAUGUGAACAAUUUUGAGGCAAGCAAAAAACUGCCAGUUUUUGAUGACACAGGGACUCUCCACCCUAUGGAAUUUCUUGAAGUUUUAGAGUAUGCAAUGAUAUCAGAAAAUAUACCGUUUGAGACUUUCAAAUUUAUCAUCAGAAAUCAAUUCAGGGGUGCAGCAUCUUUGUGGUCACAAGCUUUUCUUCAUACUUUCGCGGAUUUUGAGUCUUUCAAAGUAGCUUUUAAGGACCAGUUUUGGUCAGAAACGAAACAAGUACAAGUAAAAAUAGACCUUCAGUCGCGAUGUUAUAGGGAAGGUCAAAGUUCAUUAGUAAACUAUUUUAUGAAAAAUGUAGCUAUGGCUAGAUAUUUGAACCCACCUUAUAGUGAAUCACUGCUCAUUAAAACGAUAGCAAGGCACUUUCCGCCUAAUAUUUCAGCAACUCUGAUGGGUGCACAAUGUUUAGCUGAAGCUAUGGAACGUUUAAGACAGGCGGAUUAUUAUAUGAACCAUAUCUCGAAUACGAAUAAGAGUUCGUUUGUUUCUAAUGCUGGUCAUUUUCAAGGUCUUCAAAAGGAUAAUAGAGUAGCUUUCCGGAGAGAUAACUAUGAUUCAAAAAACAAGAGAAUCUCAUUCAUGACCACUGAGGCUGUGGACGAAACACAGGCUUCGGAAAACGAGGAAUUGCCUCUCGUUUAG